UUUCAGUCUUUCACGAAAACUCAUCUCCACAACACACGAACAGAAAAAUUUGCGUUCCAAAAGAAAGGAAAGAAAAAAAAAACGAGCAACAAAUCUCCGAUAUCCGCGAGUUCAAAGACCUCUCCGCGCGUUCAGACCCGCGAUCGGUUCGCAACCGCCGCAGUGCCCAUUUCCGCCGCAAAUUCCGGUGUCCGACUUCCGGCCUGAUAUCGUCGGAGGGAUCCAAACCAAAUUCUGCAAACUAGACAAAUUCCACGGAGAAGAAGGAGGACGACACCAUGAUGGCCGAAUCGGACAACACGGCCGAGGCCACCCGGCGCCUGAACGUGAAGAAGCAAACGCUGGACGACGCGUACGCCAUUCCGGCCAACUUUCUCGAAAUUGACGUGGUAAACCCGCUGACGACACUGACGGCGGCCAAAAAGCGAUACACCGACUACGAGGUCCGCAUGCGGACAAACCUGCCCGUGUUCAAAGUGAAGGAAUCGAGCGUCCGAAGACGGUACAGCGACUUUGAGUGGCUACGAAACGAACUCGAGCGCGAUAGCAAGAUCGUGGUGCCGCCGCUGCCGGGCAAGGCGUGGAAGCGCCAGAUGCCGUUCCGGGGCGACGACGGCCUCUUCGACGAGAACUUUAUCGAGGAGCGCAGGAAAGGGCUGGAGCAGUUUGUGAACAAAAUCGCCGGCCAUCCGCUGGCCCAGAACGAGCGCUGUUUGCACAUGUUUCUGCAGGAGCCGUCCAUCGACAAGAACUACGUCCCCGGCAAGAUCCGGAACACGUAAAGGCGACGCGGGCACGACCGGAAGAGAUGACGACGACGGAGAAUUGUUUCUUUCUUCUUUUUUUCCUCCCUAUUAGACAUGAACACACACACUCACCAACAUUUGCGUGCAAAUGGUGGUUGAAAAAGGCGCGAGCGCCGUUUAGAGAUCUAAAAUUGCGAUUUGAGCGAAGAAAAUCGUGAAAGUGUACUAUUUUCGCUUCUGUUUAAUUCUAUUUUUUUGCCUAAUUGUGUAGAACGAACGCGCUGAGGUGAACAAAACUGAUCAUCGAAAGAAACAUAAAAAAAAGUUAUGUUAAGUUGAGCUAAAAAGUACCCAUUUAUGACAUGUGUAUUGGAAAGGAGUAUGCUGUAGGUAAAACACUAAACAAAAUAUAAGCAAUUUCAACUCACA
Culex pipiens pallens (northern house mosquito) is the source of this 1175-nucleotide messenger RNA. It is a transcript of the gene Snx3, whose product is annotated as sorting nexin-12. The transcript is spliced from 4 exons. Gene Ontology annotation, cellular component: retromer complex; early endosome membrane. Gene Ontology annotation, molecular function: phosphatidylinositol-3-phosphate binding. NCBI's taxonomy places the organism in Eukaryota, Metazoa, Arthropoda, Insecta, Diptera, Culicidae. The record is from RefSeq and is a predicted model, not a curated record. Gene Ontology annotation, biological process: late endosome to Golgi transport; endocytic recycling. Bases 279 to 782 code for a protein of 167 amino acids.